CUUCUACCUCAUUACAAAGAUUGCAACUCGUAAAAAAUUUCUUCCUAUCGAUCCUUUCGUGUUUUCUGUCUCGUUGAAGUAGGGAUCAUCUUUCACUUCUCCGUCACCGGCGACCAUCACACGAUAUAGAGGGAGAAGGAACGACUACAUCCAAUUGCUUGGUGGCGCUGAGUAUCAAAACCCUAACUCCAACAAUUAGGCAAUCAUACAGGAAUUUAAGGAGUGGAAAUCGAUCAUAAAAUAGGAGAUGGAUAUGAGUAACUGGAGGCAUACACAGGGUACAAGUGGUGGUGCUGUUGGUGACACCUCUAUGGAAUCUAGUGACUGGAGAUCUCAGCUGCAAGCAGAUUCACGACAAAGGAUCUUGAAUAGGAUUAUGGAUGCCUUGAAGAGUCAUAUUCGAGUCUAUGGAGACGAGGGGCUACAGAAGCUAAUGAAAAUAGCUGUGAACUUUGAAGAGACAGUGUAUAUAGCUGCAACAUGUCAGUCUGAUUAUAUGCGGAAGAUAUGCUUCAAGAUACUGACUAUUGAAACAAGAUCACAAAAUCCCAUGUUAGACUUUAUUAGUGUAAACCCCUCGGAUCCAGCAUCGUUAGAUUCCACAAAUUGUGAAGAGUGGCAAGAGGAACUGUAUGAAAAGAUAAAAGCUAUGAAGGUUCUAUAUCUACCAGAUUUAAAUGAGUUGAACCUGAAAAUUCUUCGCAGAUUGCAGCAUAAUGAUUUUCAUCCUCAUCAACUGAAUAAUGAGCAACUUGAGAAGCUGAGAAUAUUCAAAAACAUGUUGGAGCGUUUCAUGGCAUUCUUACAAAUCCAAAAGCACAACAUUUCAGUCAACUAUAAAGACAAACUGAGUACUUAUGAGAAGCAAAUUGUCCAUGUCAUCACCUCAACUCGAAGGAAACCCCGUGCAUAAUUGACAUUUGACAUAAGUCAAAGUCAAACCACACGAAAAGUACACUGUUGGUAUAGUCUUAAAUGUAUAUUUUCAUUGUUUGUUACCUUGAGAACAUCUUGAUUCUUCUUCAAUAUAUUUUCUUAUCUA
Messenger RNA from Lactuca sativa (garden lettuce), 1042 nucleotides. RefSeq names its product mediator of RNA polymerase II transcription subunit 15a. Gene Ontology annotation, molecular function: transcription coactivator activity; chromatin DNA binding. NCBI's taxonomy places the organism in Eukaryota, Viridiplantae, Streptophyta, Magnoliopsida, Asterales, Asteraceae. Gene Ontology annotation, biological process: regulation of DNA-templated transcription. The record is from RefSeq and is a predicted model, not a curated record.